This is a messenger RNA of Closterium sp. Yama58-4, 369 nucleotides long. Lineage: Eukaryota; Viridiplantae; Streptophyta; Zygnematophyceae; Desmidiales; Closteriaceae. The record is from the annotation of a GenBank genome assembly.
AUGGAUCGCCUCGGCUCCAAGCCUGUCGCGUAUUCCCUCGUGGGUCACCACGGAUUGUGCCCCGGAAACUGCGGGGCGAAGCAGAGCUCGCCCAACGGGAAGCCGUGGCUGGACGCGAUGGUUUCGACGAUCGCUCACGAGAUCGCGGAGGCUGCGACGGAUCCCGAUGCCAGAAGUGGCUGGUUCGACGGUAACGGGGAGGAAAACGCUGAUAAGUGCAGCUACGAGUACGGGGACACGCUAACAGCUCAGAAUGUGAAGGGCGAAGAUGCAGAGUACAACCUGGUGGGGCUCAACGGUAUGAAGUUCAUGGUGCAGCAGAACUGGGACAUGGCGACGGACUCGUGCGUAUCGCAGGCGACCGAGUAG